This is a messenger RNA of Serpula lacrymans var. lacrymans S7.9, 645 nucleotides long. RefSeq lists its product as uncharacterized. The transcript has 5 exons. The record is from RefSeq and is a predicted model, not a curated record. The coding region runs from base 1 to 645 and encodes 214 amino acids. NCBI's taxonomy places the organism in Eukaryota, Fungi, Basidiomycota, Agaricomycetes, Boletales, Serpulaceae.
AUGUCUAUUCCCAGUGGACAGUAUGGUCAAGCUCUUCUUGGCACUGACCAUGCUGAGGGGCAUUUUCUAACCCCAUUAUCUGACAUUGAGAGUCAGACUGAUAUGUCAGCUCAUGCUGCGGCUCUCAUUUUGUAUGACUCUUCCACCACUCUUUUCACCAUUGUCACCACAUUUGACCCCCAAUCCCAGGCCAACUUGAAACUGAAGGUGAUGAAGAAGAGGAUUGAGGAUGAAGAACCCAUUUGUAAAAAGGCAAGGAGGAUAGCUAAAGAUGAGAUCCGUGAAGAACUUGACAAUAAGAAAGAAGAGUUAAUGAGUUCAAUAAAGCCAAAUGAUAAGUAUACUCCUUCUGCUAUGCCUACCCCUAGUAAAUCUCCUGUGCAUGAAAUUUACAAUUCUGAAUAUGAGCCAAGAGAUUGGUCUAUGGGUAAUGAAAUAAUUUGCCAAGAUUUAAAUGAGACACUUUUUAAUACAAAUCAUGGCAUUACCCCUUCUGCAACUUCAUCAAAAAACUCAAAGCCCUACUUCAGCAAAAUUAGCCAAAUUAGGCCAUUCAUGUUUGAGGGUAUUACUAGCUAUAUCAAAGAGUGUGAUAAUCUGGUCUGGACUGCAUUGACAGAAGUAGGAAAAUUUUCCACCACUUGA